AUGACAAUCACCGUCGGCGUGUUGGCCCUACAAGGCGCCUUCUUGGAACAUCUGAUACUGCUGCAGAAAGCGGCUGAUUACUUGCGGCACGAGGGCGCUGCCGCCUCGUUCGAGUUUACAGAAGUCAGGAACGCAAAAGACUUGGCUCGUUGUGAUGCCUUGAUCAUUCCUGGCGGCGAAAGUACAACCAUUUCCCUCGUCGCCGCUCAGUCGGGUCUGCUGGAACCGCUCCGGGAGUUCGUCAAAGUCAACCGGAAACCAACUUGGGGAACUUGCGCCGGCUUGAUCCUGCUUGCCGAGGCGGCUAACGCUACUAAAAAGGGCGGCCAGGAACUAAUUGGGGGCCUGGACGUACGGGUGAACCGUAACCAUUUUGGACGACAAGUAGAAAGCUUCCAAGCCGAUCUUGACUUGCCCUUCUUGCAAACCAAUGGCGCAGUCGACAACACGCCCUUCCCCGGCGUUUUCAUUCGCGCUCCCGUUGUCGAAAAGAUCCUUCCCAAUGUGGAAGGAAUUCAGGAAGGCGAACAACAGCUUGCAGAGACCGUCGUCGCCCCACACAAGUCUGCCAAAGACGAGCACGCCCGGCAGGCCAUGAGUUCUCAUGUUGACAUCAUGGGCAAAUUGCCCGGUCGCUUGAAGAAAGCAGCUGGCAUGGGCGCUGACGUACACACUGUGGAGGAUGUGGGGGAUAUCAUUGCCGUCAAGCAAGGCAAUGUCUUCGGUACCAGCUUCCAUCCUGAAUUGACCUCGGACAUCCGAAUCCAUGUGUGGUGGUUAAGGCAAGUUUUGGAUGUGGUCGGUACGGCGAAUGGAGUUUCAUGA
Molecule: messenger RNA, 825 nt
Organism: Fonsecaea multimorphosa CBS 102226
Lineage: Eukaryota; Fungi; Ascomycota; Eurotiomycetes; Chaetothyriales; Herpotrichiellaceae
Exons: 2
Coding region: 1-825 (274 amino acids)
Biological process (GO): pyridoxal 5'-phosphate biosynthetic process; pyridoxine metabolic process
Cellular component (GO): cytosol; glutaminase complex
Molecular function (GO): glutaminase activity
Source: RefSeq, a predicted model, not a curated record